CAGUGGAAUUUGUACUCAGGAAGUUAGGUAACACUUUAUGAUGGGAUUCAAGACUAACUAUGAAAAUUCAGCAUCUGAAUGUUUCAAAAGUGUAUUUGCUGUAUUGCCAAAUUAGAAAGAGCAGCAAAGAAACAUCAUGGGGAAAAAAAUGAUUUUGUUUCUGAUUGUUGGAGUCCUUGGGGCAUAUUACAUUUACACUCCUUUCCCAGAUAAUAUUGAGAAGCCUUGGAAACUGGUGUGGACAACCACAAAUUUGAAAAUGGUCACCGAUGUGGCUUGGUUUGCUGAACUCUUGGGAAUCAGCCAUAUCAUGGACACUUUAAAUUUCUUUAUGAGCUUUCUAGAAGUCCCCAUCACAUCUGAUGAAAAUGUCACUGUGACGGAGACAACUUUCAAUAAUGUUCCUGUCCGCGUAUAUGUGCCAAACCGAAAGUCAGAGAUACUAAGAAGAGGUUUAUUUUAUAUCCAUGGUGGUGGUUGGUGUUUGGGGGAUGCUGCUUUUUUUGAUUAUGACCUGCUGUCAAGACGGACAGCUGAUAGACUUGAUGCUGUUGUCAUAUCAACCAACUACAGACUAGCACCUAAAUAUCAUUUUCCAAGUCAAUUUGAAGAUGUAUAUAAUGCAUUAAGGUGGUUCUUACACCAAGAUGUUCUUGAAAAAUAUGGCGUAGAUCCUGAAAGAAUUGGUGUUUCUGGAGACAGUGCUGGUGGAAAUUUGGCAGCAGCAGUGGCUCAACAGCUCAUAGAGGACCCGGAUGUCAAGAUCAAACUUAAAAUCCAAUCUUUAAUAUAUCCUGCCCUUCAGACACUUGAUAUGGAUUUACCAUCAUAUAGAGAAUAUCCAAACUUUCCACUUCUACCCAGAUCACUUAUGGUCAGGUUCUGGAGUGAAUACUUUACCACAGAUAGAUCACUUGAAAAAGCCAUGCUCUUCAAUCAACACAUACCAGUGGAAUCAAGCCAUCUGUUCAAGUUUGUUAAUUGGAGUUCCUUGCUCCCUGAGAAGUUCAGAAAAGGGCAUGUUUAUAAUAAUCCAACUCAUGGUAGUUCCAAGCUAGCUAAAAAAUAUCCAGGGUUCCUAGAUGUGAGGGCAGCCCCGCUGUUGGCUGAUGACAACAAGUUGCGUGGUUUACCUGUGACCUAUGUCAUCACUUGUCAAUAUGACGUUUUAAGAGAUGAGGGAAUCAUGUAUGUCACCCGACUUCGGAAUGCUGGAGUUCAAGUGACCCAUAACCAUGUUGAGGAUGGAUACCAUGGAGCACUUUCCUAUAAUGGAUUUAAAAUUGAAUAUAGAAUAGAAAAUCAGUAUAUGAGUUGGCUACAUGAAAAUCUAUAGUGAAAAUCUAGGCAAUGAUUUAUUAAAAAUAUAUAUGCCUCAGAACAGAAAAAAAAUAAUGAAAAUCAAAGGGUGGGUGUUUACAUUGAUGUUUAUUAUCUGUGACCUUCCAAAGGUACCCAGCUAUAGUGGCAUUUUUUUGACAUCUAACAAAUUCUUGCCCAUUUUAUUCCUUAUUCUAAGUGUUAUUCACUCACUUCUAUGAAAAUACUUUCCUAUUUUUUUCCUGAUACUAUCAUUUACUUCUUAUAUAUCUAAUAUACAGUCCCAGUUUUUUGAUUGCUUAAGAGUAUUACAGUUGAGAAGAAAGUUUUAAACAAACACAUCUGGUUUGUGAAAUGCCAGAGUUUUAGUCAGCAUGGGUUUAGAGCAUUGAAAUAUGGCCCUGUAGGAACGGAUAUGAAUUACGUGCCAACUCUAAAAAAUUUUGCCUAUGACUGUAAAAUUUACUUCUUAAUACAAAUAUAUUCCUGUGUUAGGAUACCAAAUUUAAAGGCAAUUAUCUCUUAGGCACUUUAGGGAAAGCCAGGUAUAAUCUUGUGACAAAUUAGGGACAUUGAGAUAGGAAAAAAGCUAGCAUAAGGCAAUAGCCCCACAUGUGACAGUGGCUGACAGAGGUGAGUGAAGCUUAGGAUAUGGAAGAAAUAAUGUAACCAAAGGGAAAAAAUUAAAUCUCUGAAAGUUCUUAUGUCCUAUAUGGGUACACUGGAGGGAAAACCAAAAUUAAACUGGUUUGUUCUUAUACCACAGAGAAAAAGCCAUAGUGAUCAUAUCUUAUGUAAUAUUUGAUCAUAUUAGAGAUUCACUGAGAAAGACAGUUUAUGGGCAGUAUACAGGCUCCUGACAGCCAUCAGAAAUCAAUGCCUUUCUUCUCAGCUGUUGUCAGGCACACAGAGGUGUUGGGUGGAGAGUGACAGGGGAAAUCAUACACUUUUAUAUUGGUUGCGUUAUCAAGAUAGAUAAUCUCAUUCUUGAAAGCCCUACUCUAUACAUUUCUAUUUAUAUCUCAUGUUAUAGGACUAUAUUUCAUAUGGCCACUUAUCUGUUAAAGUUGCCUGGAGAGCAUAUUUUUUAACCUGACCACAUCAUUCUGAAGAAACUAAUAUCAUUUCAAGUAAAACCAUGUGAGUAGUAUAUAGGCAACUGGAAGAUAGGUCAAAAAUUCUAAAGGAAUUUGUGGUUAAAAUUAUGUGUGGAUAAGAAGUAGGAAUAUCUGAAGUCAUAUAGUGCAUGGGAUGGAUGUAUAAAUGAAUCAUGCCUAUGGUUCCCAGUGGAAUGUCACUGGGAUAUUUUGUGUACUCAGUUGAACAGGGCCUUUCUGUUCUUUUUCACUUGGAUUUCUGUGUCCCACUCCUUUAUCUACUUUAAACUACAUGUCCAUAAAUCAAAAUAAUCUGUUAACUGCCUAGUGGGAACAUUGUCUUAAUUUAGAACUGGAAGGUACAUUUAAAUAUAGACAUGAGUUAUGAUACAAAAUACCUUGUUAACUCUACACAAUUAAUAAUGAUGAAAUAAACUGAUAUUAAUUAUAUCAUGUUUCCCAGGACUCUUCCCUGAAGAAAGAUAUAGUAAAAUGGGGAAAUAAUAACAAACCAAGCAACAGAAAUAAAAAAUUCCUUACAGGUUCAAGUUAUGGUCCAAAAGCCCAUCCUGGUCCCACCUUCAGCUUUUACAAAGUAAAAUAGAAUAAAUUAUUAUGUAUGUCCCAUAA
This is a messenger RNA of Microcebus murinus (gray mouse lemur), 3047 nucleotides long. It is a transcript of the gene AADAC, whose product is annotated as arylacetamide deacetylase. The record is from RefSeq and is a predicted model, not a curated record. Lineage: Eukaryota; Metazoa; Chordata; Mammalia; Primates; Cheirogaleidae. Gene Ontology annotation, cellular component: membrane. Gene Ontology annotation, molecular function: carboxylic ester hydrolase activity.